Molecule: messenger RNA, 5883 nt
Organism: Megalops cyprinoides (Indo-Pacific tarpon)
Lineage: Eukaryota; Metazoa; Chordata; Actinopteri; Elopiformes; Megalopidae
Product: stromal interaction molecule 1-like
Exons: 14
Coding region: 601-3081 (826 amino acids)
Biological process (GO): store-operated calcium entry; activation of store-operated calcium channel activity; intracellular calcium ion homeostasis
Cellular component (GO): plasma membrane; endoplasmic reticulum
Molecular function (GO): calcium ion binding; protein binding; calcium channel regulator activity
Source: RefSeq, a predicted model, not a curated record
AGUUAGCUAGCAAGCUAGCUGACUUACAACAGGGAAACCGAGCGAAGCAUGAAGUGAAAGGCGUUAGUCGUCAGUCUAGCAACCUAGAGGACGGUUUAUGCUGUGGGGUUUUCGAGUGAUUCUUUUUUUUUUGCUCAUUUCUCUUGAACUGCAAAGUCCGAGAUACUAGUAAUUUGCUAGCUAGCUAGCGUUUGUAUUUUCCAUAAACGAGCUCGAAUAGCUCGCUAGCUUGCUGGCUAAUAUCUGACCGAUUUAGUCGCCGGUGGUGAAUAGCGAUUCGCUCUCAGCUACAAAGAAGCCCAGUAACUGGCCCCGUUUCCGCGGACUACUGCGGCGAUUCGCACAUGAGGACACAGAGCGCCGCUGUAGCUGGCUAGCUAGCCAGCCGGCCGUCUACUGGAGGAGUCGCCUUAAAAUCUUGGUAGUAACACAACUAGCUCAGUAUUAGUUUUUCAAAUGGAGUACAGACGGGGUUCUCUCAGGAGUCGGGCUGACAGGAAUACGUGUCUCUGAUUAACCCCAGCCAAGUCAAUCGAUCAGUGAAAAAGCUUGACAGGAAAAGGAGCAUCCCAUGCAAGAAAGCUAAAAGUAACGCACACUAUGGAUUUCGGCAAACUGGUGACCCUAUGGAUUGUAUGCUUAUGCCUCUUGGGGGAGAGUCGGGCGGAGAAGCCGGGCCAACCCCAGACGGAGACGCAGCAAGCCGAAAGCGAGCUGUCGGAGCUGUGCCGGAUCGACGAGCCCCUGUGCCAGGAUGAAAACGCCAUCCUCAGCUUCGAGGCCAUCCGCAGCAUCCACAAGCAGAUGGACGACGACGCCAACGGCAACGUAGACGUGGCGGAGACGGACGGGUUCCUGAGGGAGGACCUGAACUACCACGACCCCAAGGCCAAGCACAACAGUUUCCAUGGCGAUGACCAGUUCAUCAGCGUGGAGGACCUGUGGAAUGCCUGGAAGGGCUCUGAGGUUUACAACUGGACGGUGGACGAGGUGGUGGAGUGGCUCAUCACCUACGUGGAGCUGCCGCAGUACGUGGAGGCCUUCAGGAAGAUGAACUUCAACGGCAGCGCAAUGCCGAGACUCGCCAUGAAGAACGCCACUCUGACCAUGUCAGUCCUGAAGAUGCAGGACCGUAGUCACGUGCAGAAGCUGCAGCUGAAAGCCCUGGAUACGGUGUUGUUCGGAGCUCCGCUGAUGAACCGGCACAACCAUCUGAAGGACUUCAUGCUGGUGGUGUCCAUCGUCAUCGGCAUGGGAGGCUGCUGGUUCGCCUACAUCCAGAACCGCUACUCCAAGGACCACAUGAAGAAGAUGAUGAAGGACCUGGAGGGCCUGCAGAGGGCAGAGCAGAGCCUGCAUGACCUCCAGCAGAAGCUGCAGAUUGCCCAGGAGGAGCACCGCACCGUGGAGGUGGAGAAGGUGAACCUGGAGCAGAAGCUGAGGGACGAGAUCAACUCGGCCAAGCAGGAGGCACAGCGGCUGAAGGAGCUGCGUGAGGGCACGGAAAACGAGCUGAGCCGGCAGAAGUACGCCGAGGAAGAGCUGGAGCAGGUGCGCAUGGCCCUGAAGAAGGCUGAGAAAGAGCUGGAGUCCCGCUGCAGCUGGGCUCCCCCAGAGGCACUCCAGAAGUGGCUGCAGCUUACCCACGAGGUGGAGGUGCAGUACUACAACAUCAAGAAGCAGAACGCAGAGCGGCAGCUCCUCGUGGCCAAAGAAGGGGCCGAGAAGAUUAAGAAGAAGAGGAACACACUCUUCGGGACCUUCCACGUAGCACACAGCUCCUCUCUGGACGACGUGGAUCACAAAAUCCUGGCGGCCAAGCAAGCCUUAGGGGAGGUGACGGCCGCGCUGAGAGAGAGGCUGCACCGCUGGCAGCAGAUUGAGAUCCUGACGGGCUUCACCAUCGUCAACAACCCCGGCCUGCCGUCCCUGGCCUCCGCCCUCAACCUGGACCCCAGCUUCAUGGGUGGCCGGGCCACGCCUCAGCACUUCAUCAUGUCUGACGACAUGGACGACAUGGACGAGGACAUCAUCUCGCCCGCAACCUUGCAGUACGCCACCUGGCUAACGGACCGUCGAGUGAGCGACCUUUGGUCCGUCAGUUCUGACUGCCAGUCCCUGUGGAAGUACUCGGCUCCCAGCAUGAUGUCCCUACGCCAGCGCCACAUUGACCCGCAGCUGACCGUGGGCUCGCAGAGGUUGGUAGAGGGCUGUCUGUUGGCGGGGCAGCAGGGAGAGGGUGGCUCAUACCCCGCCAGGUCUCGGGGCUCCCUUCGCCAGUCCCGCAGCCAGUCCUUCGGGCAGUUUGAGUCUUUCCCUCUGCCCCCCCUCUCCUCCGCCGUCUCGCACCCCUCCAUCAUCUGUACCUCCCCUUCUCCUCCUCCUCAGCCUCUGUCUUCCUCCUCUUCAUCCUCCUCCUCCUCCUGCUCGCCGUCCCCCUCUCCCUACCACUGCUCUUAUUUCCAGCCCAUGGACACCAUUCCCGACCUCCCCCCACCAGACGUCACCUCGGUGCGGUCCCAGCGCUCCGAAAGCUUCGGGGACCUGAAUCGCUCGGACUCGGACUCCUCCCUGUCGCUGUCCCAGGCCAGUGAGCAGCAGCGUCUCUCUUCCUCCGCCGGCUCCAAGGGACACCCCAUGAAGCCCACGUCCCUCCUUCAUGGCCCCGCCUCCCGCGGGGAAGAGCCUGCCUCCCUACACGCCCACACCCCCAACGGAGGGAACCGCCUGCAGGAGGGCGGGGCCUGGGCGGAGGGUGGAGCCGACAGCCCCCUGCUGGCCAAGAAAGCGUAUGGCAUGGAGAAAUCGGCCAGCCUGGGGGAGAUCAACAGCUCCCUGGCAGGCCUCUCGCAAUCCGAGUCCUCCCGCUCCCUCAGCCCAAACUCCACCGACCCCGACACGCCCUCCCCGACCGGGGGCCAGCCAGGCCCUGGGGGUGGCAAGGGCAGCAGCCGCAUCCCCCAGCUCUCGUCCAAGAAGAGCCCCCUAGAGGAGGACAGUGGUUCCACAGGCGAAGACACGGAUUCUGCCGCCAGCCGCAAGAAACACACCUUCAAGAUCUUCAAGAAGCAGAAAAAGUAACCGGGCCCGCUGACUGCUUCACAAAAGCCCGAAGUGUGAAGGCAUUUUGUUUUUUGUUUUUUUUUUGGAAGAGAUGUAUCACAGUUUUUUUUUUUUUUUUUUUUUUGGUUCACUGGUAUCAAACGGCACAGACAGUUAUCCUUUAUGAGGAUCUGUAGGUACUUUUCUCGGAGGAACUGUGGGAGCAACCAACAGUUAUAUUUUUUGUGUAUGAUUUAAAAAAAUGUAGGGAUUGGGGGCUUGUAUAUGGGGAAUGUAAAGUAUAUUUAUUCUGCAGGAAGAGGUGCCAGUCCUUCCAGGGGAAUCUUAUCUCCCUGACAGAGUUUUUAUUUUACUUCAGUCUCUCUCAGUUUGCAUGACUUCACCUUUGUUUGGUUGGUAUUUGAAUGCUCUUAGGUGUUUGCUUGGUUCUUGUCCUUUUUCUCUCUGCUUAUACAACUAUCACGGCUUUCCUUAAAAUUACUUCCCCUUUCUUUGUCUUUCUAUAUAUAUAUUAAAAACUUGCCUUGUGGAUUGUGUAUGGGGGAGCCACAUCCUGUAUUAGUCAAUGAUUAGGGGAACAGUAAAGGGCUGAAUGAUGCAAAAAAAUCUCUCUGAAUCUAUUGUACUAGUGCCGAAGUUUACUGAAUGUACGUCACAAAGAGGCGCGGAGGGAAAACAGCUGAGCUGGCUGGGAUGGUGGGGUGUGGACAGCAUGUGCUUGGAUCUGCUUUGAGAUGAGGGGGACCACUGCGCUCUCAAUCGGCUCUGAAACGACGACAGCAUGAGUGUUUGUGUGUGUGUGUGUGUCUGUGUGUGUCUGUGUGCGUGUGUAUGGGUGGGUGUGUGUGUCUGUGUGUUUGAGAAUAAAUGGCUACAUUCAUAUGGAUAGUAUAUGAUCAUGGCAGAUGUAGGCGUACAUGGAGGCAUAUACAUAUGGCUAGAUAUCUAGAUAUGCAUACACACAUUUUUACAGAAAUUUUGACUCGACAAGGAUAGAACUCUGAAUGGAAUGUAAGGCUAAUUGUCAUCAUUACAGGACUUUAACAGAAAGGAUCAAAAAUGUCUCAUAGAUUGUAAAGGAAAACUUUGGAAAUAGUAAUUUAUUUUAUUAAUACUAUCCCUCUAAAAUACAUAACACGAAUAUACCAGGUGUAUACAUGGAUGUAUUUCAGCUCUUUGACUUUUUUUUUUUAAAUAUUUUUGGAAUUUGGAAUUUGGAAAUGGUGUCAGAAAGCCAUAUACCAAAGAGUGAGAGAAGGAUGCUGUGGGGCUUCAUGGUUUUAUCCGCAGUUUUAAAGACAGGCUUUGGAACACAGCUUCAAAGAAAGUCGUCUUUCUCCUGUGGUGGUGAUUUUCUGUGAGUCCCUGACACGCAGAAUCAAUGCGUGGUUUGGAAAUGUAGAACACUGAUGGCUGACUGGGUUUUCUGAAUGAUGAGGCUUGUCUCUGAUCCACAUCCACAUGCACAGGAACAGAUCCCUAGCUUUGUCUCUUGGCUUGUGGCUCUCAUCCUAAGGCUUGCUCAUUGUGUUGCCCUCCCAGCACAACCCUCAUGUCCUAUUGCUGUUGACCUCAAAUGUCCUCCAGAGAAGAAGAAACAGUUCUUUGUCUUUAGUGUCCCAUUCUCUUCAGCCUUGGUUCUGAUGGGGGGGAGCUGUGGUAAACUGGUUCACAUUAGCAGACACCCAGGCCAGCCCCAGACUCUCCUCUACUCCGACGCUGAAAUGUGGCCCUUAGAUAUGCACGCUGACUGCCAUCACUCCUGCCAUCUUCUACACUCCCCCACGCCCCUUCACUCCCGCGGGAAGCAUGGUUACUGACUGGCUCCCUCCCUCUCCCACUGAAACCACAACACUCACAGCCAUGGGUCUGCAUUCAUUCAUAAACCCACACUCGCACUGAGAAUUUUAUAAGGGGUGUUGUUCAAAGGUACACACAGACACAGAGGGGUUGAAAAAGGAUGGAACCACAGACAUUUUAUAUUAUGUCCAGAUAUUCAAGUCCUGCUUUCCUUCCAUUCUCUGAGCUUCCCUGGAUAGGAGGUUCUGACUGGGUCGCUAUGCUAGUCGUGGAUGUUCUCCUUUAGAUCCCAUCCCUUCAAGGAUAUUUGUAAUGAGCCAGAAAUUUAGAACUCAUAGCUUCAAUACAGACAGAAACAGAAAUUUCGAUGUGAAACACUCCGAGUGAAUUGCAUGGAGAAUAUAAAGAGUGUCUGUGGUGGCACUAUGCCUUUGGAGUAGGCGGAGUUUCAGCUAUGUGUUAUUCCAAAGCAGUGCUGUAGAGGGCGUCACCCUCCCAAGGACAGCUUGCUGUAGGCUGCUGGGGCUGCUUCACUGUGGGGUGGCCAUCUCCGGUGGCUUGCCCAAGACGAUAGUGGCGUUUUCUGAAAAGAACAUUUUUUUCAAGAAGUAUCGUUUCUUUUUAUGAACAGUGAACACGAGCUUCCCGUUAGCUGUCUGUAAAGAAAUGUCCUUUGUAUCACUGUUGCACGGAGAAGCUGUAAAUGGAUAAUGCUCUCAGUGUGUGAGUGUGUGCGUGUGUGUGAGCAUAUGUGCGCGUGUGUGUGUGUGUGUCCGUAUAUGUGCACUGUAAACUGCACUGCUCUCUCGAUGCAUGUUACCUGCCGAAACACCUGUCUGGGGACGAGGGAGGGAAGCGGAAGGCGCCUUUUAGUCCCUGCCUUCCACCCCAGAACUUCUUUUCUGGUUUCUCCUUUUCAGCUUCUAUCAAUGAAAACAUAUCUUUGUACAGGAAAAAAAUUUUGCAACUUCUGUGAUGUUCUAGACUUUAAGUCUACAGAAUUUUAUGGCACUCCUGCAU